Molecule: messenger RNA, 2364 nt
Organism: Adineta steineri
Lineage: Eukaryota; Metazoa; Rotifera; Eurotatoria; Adinetida; Adinetidae
Source: the annotation of a GenBank genome assembly
AUGAGUAUUAAAAAAAAUCAUCCACAUGUAAUUAAUUUAAAUCAAUUAGUAUUAAAUGUUCCAAUCCGACGAAAACUAACUGAUCAUGAAGAUCGAGAUAAAUUUGAAUGGAAUCAAUGGCAAAGUGCAACAAAAACUGUUAAUAACGUCGAAGCACCAACAAAAGAAAAACAUAUUCGAAAUCUCAUUGUUGGUACAUUUCGAUUGGAUGGUUGUCGUCUUUUUUGGUCAAUGGUAAUUAGAAUUCAUAUUGAAUCACAUCCAAUUGUUAGUUGGAAAUUUUGUUAUGUUAUUCAUCGUCUUUUAAAAGAUGGACAUAGAAAUGUUGUUCAUGAUUGCAUUAUAUUAUCAUCUUAUUUCGAUCAAUUAUGCAAAUAUUGGAGUGGUGUACAACAAAGUUAUGGUUUAUUAACACAUCGUUAUUGUCAUUUAUUAGUAUCAAAAUUAAAAUUUCAUGUAAAAAAUCCAACAUUUACAGGAGGUUUAACAUUUGAUGAACCGAAUGAUAUUCGACGAUUAUUUAAAGAUAAUUAUAAUUUAUAUCUUCCAUUAUGUAAUGAAUUAUUUGAUUAUAUGGAAGAAUUAUUAAAUCUUGUACAAGUUAUAUUUACAUCACUUGAUCAAUCACGUACAAAUUCAAUGACUACAACAGGUCAAUGUCGUCUUAAUCCAAUUAUUGCUUGUAUACAAGAUUCAAGUCUACUUUAUGAUUAUAUUGUUAAAGUUCUUUUUAAAUUACAUGAAGGUUUAUCUGGUGAUGCAUUACAAGAACAUCGACAAAGAUUAACUGAUCAAUUUCGAAGAUUGAAACGUUUCUAUAAUCAAACAUCAACAUUACAAUACUUUAAAACUCUUAUUAAAGUUCCUAUUUUACCUGAAAAUCCACCAAAUUUUAAUAUAAAAGAAGAUAUGAAAAAUUAUCAAAGUCCUGUACCAGUUGUAAGUGCAACAUCAACGGAGUCAUUACAAGGAAUGGAUGAUCUACUUACUGGUACAACGACUGAGACUAAAUCAAUAUUAAAAACUACAGUCAGUGAUGAUUCAGCAGCAAGUAACAUGAUGUAUAAUCGUACUAAAGAAAUAUCCGAACUUGAACAAAGAGUAAUGCAGUAUGAUGCGAUGUUAAAACAAAAUCGUUCAGAAACUGAUGAUUUACAUCGAACAAUUGCUGCUAAAGAUACAGAAUUAAUUGCCGAAAAAAAUCAUCGCUUACAAAUUGAAGAACAACUACGUCAACAGUUUGAUAAUCAGAAGCGUAUAGCAGAUAUGCAUGCAAUUGAUAAUAAAGCAAGUUCAAACGAAAAAUUCAAUAAAUUACUCGAAACUUACAAUAAAUUACGUGAUGAACAUGCAAUUGUAUUAAAUCGAGAAGGUGAAACUAAAAAACAAUUAACAGAUAUAACUCAACAACAUUCGCAAUUAAAAGAAGAACAUCAAAAAAAAGAAGAAGAAUUUAAUCAAAAUCAAGAAAAAAUUAAUAAUGAAAUUGUUCAACUACGACAAACAAAUGAUGAAUUACAAGACAGAAUUCAAGUACUUACAACUGAACGUAAUGAUUAUCAAUCAAUAACAAAAACAACAGCUGAACGUAUGAAAGAAAUUGAAAAUGCUAAACAAAAUGUUGAAGAACGUUUUAAACAAUUAGAAAAUGAUAAAACACGUAUUGAUAAUGAUAAAUCUACUUUUGAACAAAAAUUAAAACAAACAGAAGGAGCACGUCGUGAUUUACAUGAUAAAAAUCGCGAACAUGAAGAAAAUCUUAUUGAUUUAUUACAUGAUAAAGAAACUCUUGAAUUAAAAAUUAUCGAUCUAGAAGAAUCAGCACGUAAAUGGGCACAGAAAUUUGUUGAAACAACUGAUAAACAAAAAUUAAUACAAACAACUCAUGAAAAACUUCUGAGUAAUUUAAAACGACAAUAUAAAUUUUCGAUUUUAACAUAUUGUAUUAAUCAAAUGCAUGAUGGAAUUGAUCGAAUGAAAAAUAAAGAAUUAUCCGGUGAAAAAAAUACUUCAGAAUAUCUUUUAUCAAAAAUACAAAUGGCUAUUGCUAGUACAAAAAAAAUACAAGAUCUUUAUAAAAAACACAAUGAAUCUGAUGAAACUACAACACUUGCAUUCAUAAAUGAAUGUAUUACACUCUCGAAUUGUAUGGUUGAUAUUGUUAUACAUGGUAAAUCAGCAUCUAAUUUUGCUCAAAAUGUUGAUUUAGCUAAUAGUUGUCGUGAUACAACUCUUUAUUGUAUUGAUAUUUAUACUAACUAUCAAACACCAUCAGCAUCAAAUGAUAGUGAUAAACAAACUAAUGAAUUAAUUCAUCGAUUAAAUUCAUUAAUAGAAAAAUGCAAAACAUUAUUAAAAAAAUAA